Molecule: messenger RNA, 3082 nt
Organism: Apodemus sylvaticus (European woodmouse)
Lineage: Eukaryota; Metazoa; Chordata; Mammalia; Rodentia; Muridae
Gene: Dbn1
Product: drebrin 1
Exons: 15
Coding region: 165-2294 (709 amino acids)
Biological process (GO): postsynaptic actin cytoskeleton organization; positive regulation of dendritic spine morphogenesis; positive regulation of axon extension
Cellular component (GO): lamellipodium; plasma membrane; postsynaptic membrane
Molecular function (GO): actin filament binding
Source: RefSeq, a predicted model, not a curated record
GCCGGCCGGUUCCCCUCCCCCGGCCGCUGGCUCGCUCGCUCGCUCGCUCUCAGCGCUGCAGAGGCUCUGAGGCGGCGGCGGCGACUCCCUUAUCCCCUCCCUCCGGUGUCGGUCGGUCCGCCUGUGCGUGCGUCUGUCCGUUCGGCCUCGGUCCGGCCCGCAGCAUGGCCGGCGUCAGCUUCAGCGGCCACCGCCUGGAGCUGCUGGCGGCGUACGAGGAGGUGAUCCGGGAGGAGAGCGCAGCCGACUGGGCUCUGUACACAUAUGAAGAUGGCUCAGAUGACCUCAAGCUUGCAGCGUCAGGAGAAGGGGGCUUGCAGGAGCUUUCCGGCCACUUCGAGAACCAGAAAGUGAUGUACGGUUUCUGCAGCGUCAAGGACUCCCAGGCUGCCCUGCCAAAAUAUGUGCUCAUCAACUGGGUUGGUGAGGACGUGCCUGAUGCCCGAAAAUGUGCUUGUGCCAGCCAUGUGGCCAAGGUGGCUGAGUUUUUCCAGGGUGUUGACGUAAUUGUGAAUGCCAGCAGUGUGGAAGAUAUCGACGCUGGUGCCAUCGGGCAACGGCUCUCCAAUGGACUGGCACGGCUCUCUAGCCCAGUAUUGCAUCGCCUGCGCCUUCGGGAGGAUGAAAAUGCUGAGCCGGUGGGCACCACCUACCAGAAGACAGAUGCGGCUGUGGAGAUGAAGCGGAUUAACCGGGAGCAGUUUUGGGAGCAGGCCAAGAAGGAGGAAGAGCUGCGGAAGGAGGAGGAGCGGAAGAAGGCUUUGGACGCCAGGCUCAGGUUUGAACAGGAACGGAUGGAGCAAGAGCGGCAGGAGCAGGAGGAACGGGAGCGGCGCUACCGAGAGCGGGAGCAGCAGAUCGAGGAGCACAGGAGGAAACAGCAGAGUCUCGAAGCCGAAGAGGCCAAGAGGAGGUUAAAGGAGCAGUCUAUCUUUGGUGACCAGCGGGAUGAAGAGGAAGAGUCCCAGAUGAAGAAGUCAGAAUCAGAGGUGGAGGAGGCGGCUGCCAUCAUUGCCCAGCGGCCUGAUAACCCACGGGAGUUCUUCAGGCAGCAGGAACGAGUGGCAUCGGCCUCUGGCAGCAGCUGUGAUGCACCCGCGCCCUUCAACCACCGACCAGGUCGUCCGUACUGCCCUUUCAUAAAGGCAUCGGACAGUGGGCCUUCCUCCUCCUCCUCUUCCUCCUCUUCCCCUCCACGGACUCCCUUUCCCUAUAUCACCUGCCACCGCACCCCAAACCUCUCUUCCUCCCUCCCAUGCAGCCACCUGGACAGCCACCGGAGGAUGGCGCCCACUGCCAUUCCCACCCGGAGCCCGUCUGAUUCCAGCACAGCCUCCACCCCCAUCACUGAGCAGAUCGAGAGGGCCCUGGAUGAGGUCACAUCCUCGCAGCCUCCACCCCCACCUCCACCACCCCCACCAGCUCAAGCAGAGGCUCAGGAGUCUACCCCCAGACGGGAUGUCGAAGAGAUCAGCAAGGAGGCCAAAGCAGCCGCAGCUCCUCAGGUCCGGGCUGGCUGUGCAGAGGAGCCCCCUCAGGCACAGGAACCUCCUCUGUUGCAAAGCAGCCCUGUGGAGGACUUGAUGUGCACAGGAUCUCCAGAGCAGGCUGUCCUGGCUGCCCCUGCAGAGCCUGCUGCCUCUGUCACCUCAGUAGCGGAUGCUCAUGCAUCUGACACCAUUGAGACCACCACUGCCACUACUGCCACCGCUAUUGCCAACAACGUCACCCCUGCCACGGCCAGCCUCAUCGAUCUAUGGCCUGGCAACGGGGAAGAGGCCUCGACACCUCAGGCUGAACCCAGGGUGCCCACACCACCCUCAGGUGCUGAGGCCUCCCUCGCGGAGGUGCCUCUGCUGAAUGAGGCAUCUCAGGAGCCGCUGCCACCCGUGGGCGAAGGCUGUGCCAACCUUCUUAAUUUUGAUGAGCUGCCAGAACCCCCCGCCACCUUCUGUGACCCAGAGGAGGAAGCGGAAGGAGAGCCUCUGGCUGCCGCCCAGGUCCUCGCUAUGCCUUCAGCUCUAGAGGAGGCAGAUCAGGUGCUGGAGCAGGAGCAAGAGCAGGAGCCAGAACCUCACCUGCUGACCAAUGGAGAAACCACUCAAAAGGAGGGGACCCAGGCCAGCGAAGGAUACUUCAGUCAGUCACAGGAGGAAGAAUUCGCCCAAUCAGAAGAGUCAUGUGCAAAGGCUCCACCCCCUGUAUUCUACAACAAGCCUCCAGAAAUCGACAUCACCUGCUGGGAUGCAGACCCAGUUCCUGAAGAGGAAGAGGGCUUCGAGGGUGGUGAUUAGUAGUGGCGACUGCCCCCUGGCUGCCCUCGCCAAGGCUGCCCACCUGCAGUGGCCUCUGGCCAGCCGGCUUGCAGUGCCAGCAUUAGCAGCAGCCCCGCCUGCCCCCACUCUGGAUUCCGGCACUGGCCGGGGACCUGUCUGCUUUCCCUACCCACAGGGCCUGACUUUUACAGCUUUUCUCUUUUUUUUAAAAGUUGAUAGACUUGUACAAUUGACUGGUUUUCCUCCCGUUGGUAGUUGAAACAAUGUUGCAGAUUCCACCCCCUCUCUGCCGAGACCAGAUUGUAGCUUAGUCCUUCCUGCUCAGCUGACCAGGGUGGAGACCUCACCCUGCUUGGGAUCUGGUGGGGGUCGGGGGUUCCGGUGGGAAAAUAUUCCCCCCAUCACUUUUCCUAGUUUUAUGUUUCUUGGAAAAAAAAUAUCACUUUGUAUUCUCUAUCCAGGGCUUCAGAUAUUUUGCACGAAAUUUAAAACAUGGCAAUAAAUGGCUCGUGGGCUCUGGCUCCCUGGGACCCCUCCCCUUCUCUUUACCCUCGCUGCUUGGUCGAAAGGAAUUAUCAGACCCACCUGAGGCCCCUUGGCUUCCCGCCCUCUCCUGCCGGGCAGGUCCCAGGCUGGAUUCAAGUCAGGGCUUAUUGAUGGGACCCAGUGGUUUGGGUGGCCCUCCCCAAUUCCUCCCUCUCUGCUUGGGUUCUUUUUCACAUUAACUUUUUUUUUUUUUUAAAGCACAAAACUUAUGUAAUGGGUCGUGCUCAUGUCUGUUAAUAAAGAAAUCCAGAUCCCUUCGG